This is a messenger RNA of Pantherophis guttatus, 1292 nucleotides long. It is a transcript of the gene RAB24, whose product is annotated as RAB24, member RAS oncogene family. Gene Ontology annotation, molecular function: GTPase activity; GTP binding. The record is from RefSeq and is a predicted model, not a curated record. NCBI's taxonomy places the organism in Eukaryota, Metazoa, Chordata, Lepidosauria, Squamata, Colubridae.
AGAACGCGCUUGCGCUCCCGGGGAGAAGCCCCGCCCCUUUCCCCGGGUAUGUCCUGGGAAACUGCUCGGCCGAGGCGGCCCGGAAGGAGGCCGCUGCUUUUCUUCGCCUCGUCUCCAGUAAGGGUGGUCGGCCGGUUCCAGCGACAUGAGGCCGGGGUGAACUUGCCUAACUGAGCUGCACCUCUUUGGCUGCUCCACCCGACUGAGUUGGGGGAGCUUAGGAUCCCUCUGGAGGGCAACACUCGGCUGCCAGGGCAGGAGAAUGAGCGGGCAGCGUGUGGAUGCCAAAGUUGUGAUGCUGGGCAAAGAGUACGUAGGCAAGACCAGCUUGGUGGAGCGAUAUGUUCACAACCGCUUCCUAGUAGGACCUUAUCAAAAUACAAUAGGUGCUGCAUUCGUGGCUAAAGUAAUGCAAGUGGGAGGCCGCACAGUAACCUUGGGUAUCUGGGAUACAGCUGGCUCAGAGAGGUAUGAAGCUAUGAGCCGAAUAUACUAUCGUGGAGCAAAAGCUGCCAUUGUAUGUUAUGAUCUUACUGACAGAAGCAGUUUCCAGAGAGCAAAAUUCUGGGUGAAUGAACUACAGAACUUUGAGGAAAACUGCAGGAUCUAUUUGUGUGGUACCAAAAGCGACUUACUUGAAGAGGAUAAGAGAAGACGAGAAAUAGACUUCCAUGAUGUACAGGACUAUGCAGAUGAGAUCAAAGCUGAGCUGUUUGAAACCUCAAGCAAGAGUGGACAGAAUGUAGAUGAGCUUUUCCAGAAGGUGGCUGAAGAUUAUGUGCAUUUUGCUGCCUUUGAGUUAACAGAGGAAAAAGGAGUUGAUCUGAAUCAAAAGAACACUACCACCUAUUUUUACAGCUGUUGUCAUCACUGAAUUCUUUAUUUUGCCAAAAGUAACAUUUUCCACCAGAGAUAGCAAUUCAUGCUUUUUCUGGUGGGUCACAUCUUCUACUUGCUAGUUGGAAUGCCUUGCCCUUUGGAUAUGUAGAACAUCAUUUGUUGGCCGUUAUCCAAGGAAACAGAAGAGAAAUAGAUCAAGGAUAUGAAUAUGCUGCAAAACGCGCUGCCUUGUUGAGUGGAAGACUUGAUUGCCUUGUGCUCCCUUCCCAGCAGAUAUUGACUAAAUUAUUGAACUGUGUCAAGAAUUAUUAUUUUUCAUCACUAUGCACAAGAGACCUUCUGCUGACUAGGGUUGUUUCUGCUAUUUUGAAGAUGUUGCCUGAUUCUUAAGCUUAUUUAAAUGGCUUCUAAUAAGUUAUCUACAUGUAAAUAAAAGGCAGUGUGGUCUUGUG